GCUCUCAGCGGGGCCAGUGGGGCGGGGAAAGAAACCCAGAGCCGGCGUCUGGCACUCCCAGGACUCCCGGCCGGGGUCGCUCUUCACUCCUCAGCUCGACGUCGCGUCGAGUGCGCAAAAAGCUUCUAAGGGGUGUGGGGAGGUGAUCUCAUCCAUUAAGAGCUGUGUGUUGCCAAUUCCCAAAUCUUUAUCUCAGACUCCUCUCCUGCAUUCCAGAUUCUUAUAUUCAGCUGCCUUUUGGAUAUUUCUCCCAGGAUGUUCUCAAGGCAAACAAGAAUUAAAUUCUGAAUAAGUCUACAGGUAGGAUGGACACUUAUUUUAAAGCAGCUGUCAGUGACUUGGACAAACUACUUGAUGAUUUUGAACAGAACCCAGAUGAACAAGAUUAUCUUCAAGAUGUACAAAAUGCGUAUGAUUCUAACCACUGCUCAGUUUCUUCAGAGUUGGCUUCCUCACAGCUAACUUCAUUGCUCCCAAAAGACCAACAAUGCGCUAAUAGUUGUGCCUCAUCAGACAUAAGCUAUGAAACAAGUGAGAGUUCCCUGAAUGAAAAAACACUCACGGGACCUACUACUAUACAAAAUGAAAAAAAUGUAACAGGACUUGAUCUUCUUUCUUCUGUGGAUGGUGGUACUUCAGAUGAAAUCCAGCCUUUAUGUAUGGGACGAUGUAGUAAACCUAUCUGUGAUCUGAUAAGUGACAUGAGUAACUUAGUUCAUGCAACUAAUAGUGAAGAAGAUAUUAAAAAAUUACUGCCAGAUGAUUUUAAGUCUAAUGCAGAUUCCUUGAUUGGAUUGGAUUUAUCAUCGGUGUCAGAUACUCCCUGUGUUUCUUCAACAGACCAUGGUAGUGAUACUGUCAGAGAGCAACAGAAUGACAUCAGUUCUGAAUUACAAAAUAGAGAAAUCAGAGGAAUCAAAGAAUUGGGUACAAAAGUAGAUACACUUUCAGAUUCCUGUAAUUACAGUGGAACAGAAAAUUUAGAAGAUAAAAAGAUCUCUAAUCACUUAGAACCAAUUGUUGAUUUUAACACGUCAUCUGCUUUGACUCAACAAAGUUCCAAAAUGUUUGAUGCCGAAGACAAACUACAACAGAAAAGCCAGCCAUGUGAAUUACUGAAAGAUGAUGGCUUAGUAAAGGAGGAAGUAGAUGUGGAAGUCAUAAAUGCUGCAGAAUGUUUAAAAGAAGAGGGCAAGACAAAUGCUUUGUCCUGCAGCCCUCCAAAAACUGAAGAUUUAUGCUUAAGUGAUUUAAAUUCAAGAGUUGAAAAUUUCAAAUUACCUGACUUUUCCUUUCAGGAAGAUAAGACUGUUACAUUUAUAAAACAAUCUGCACAAGAAGACUCAAGAAAUUUAGACCUUACAGAUAAUGAAAUAAUCCAAGAUUCCUCUUCAGCUUUACAUGUUUCAAGUGAAGAUGUACUGUCCUCAUUGUCCUGUCUUUCGGUAUCUGGGACUGUGUGUGGAUCACUAAUUGAAAGUAAAGCACAGGGUGAUUUUUUACCUCAGUGUGAACAUAAAGAUAAUAUACAAGAUGCAGUGACUAUACAUGAAGAAAUACAGAAGAGUGUUGCUCUAGAUGGGGAACCAUUCGAGGAGACUGAUCUUUUGAAACAGGAAAAGUGUAAAAACAUACUUCUUCAGCCAUUCAUUGAAGGGAUGGAAAACAGAAAGGUAGAUCCUGACCAGACAGUAAUCAGAGUUGAGUCUUUGGAUGGUGGUGACACCAAUUCUACAGCUGUAGAAACUCAAGAAGUACUUUCUGGCACUAAUGUCCCAGAGUCUUCUGAUUGUCGUGAAGGUUUUAUUAAUACUUUUUCAAGCAAUGUUAUGGACGGGCAAGACUUAGAUUACUUUAAUAUUGAUGAAGGUACAAAAAGUGGCACACUCAUUAGUGAUGCUGAACUUGAUGCCUUUCUGACAGAACAGUAUCUUCAGACUACUAACAUAAAGUCUUUCGAAGAAAAUGUAAAUGACUCUAAGUCGCAAAUGAAUCAGAUAGAUAUGAAAGGCUUAGAUAACGGAAAUACCAAUAAUAUAUAUUUCAAUGCAGAAGGAGGAGCUAUUGGGGAAGGUCACGGUAUUAAUAUAAUUUGUGAAACAGUUGAUAAACAAGAUACAAUAGAAAAUGGCCUUUCUUUAGGAGAAAAAAGUACAAUUCUAAUUGAACAAGGGUUACCUACCAGUAAGUCUGAGAUUACAAAUGAAUUAUCAGUCUCUGAUAUUAAUAGUCAAUCUGUUGGAGGGGCCAGACCUAAGCAGUUGUUUAGCCUUCCAUCAAGAACAAGGAGUUCACAGGACCUGAAUAAGCCAGAUGUUCCAAAUACAAUAGAAAGUGAACCCAGCAUGGCAGAUAUCAUUGUUCCAGUCACUUGUACUAUAGAUUCUACAGCUGAGCCUCAGGUUAGCUUCAACUCUAAUUACAUCGAUAUAGAAAGUAAUUCUGAAGGUGGAUCUAGUUUUGUAACUGCAAAUGAAGAUUCUCUACCUGAAAACACUUGCAAAGAAGGCUUGGUUUUGGGCCAGAAACAGCCUACUUGGGUUCCUGAUUCAGAAGCUCCAAACUGUAUGAACUGCCAAGUCAAAUUUACUUUUACAAAACGGCGACACCAUUGUCGAGCAUGUGGGAAAGUAUUUUGUGGUGUCUGUUGUAAUAGGAAGUGUAAACUGCAAUAUCUAGAAAAGGAAGCAAGAGUAUGUGUAGUCUGCUAUGAAACUAUUAGUAAAGCUCAGGCAUUUGAAAGGAUGAUGAGUCCAACUGGUUCUAAUCUUAAAUCUAACCAUUCUGAUGAAUGUGCUACUGCCCAGCCUCCUCAGGAAAACCAAACAUCCAGUAUACCUUCACCAACAACUUUGCCAAUCUCAGCACUUAAACAACCAAGUGUUGAAGGACUAUGCUCCAAAGAACAGAAGAGAGUAUGGUUUGCAGAUGGUAUAUUGCCCAAUGGUGAAGUUGCAGAUACAACAAAAUUAUCAUCUGGAAGUAAACGAUGUUCUGAAGACUUUAGUCCUCUCUCACCUGAUAUGCCUGUGAUAGUAAACACAGCGGAUCAUUCUCAUUCUACUGCAGUGGAAAAGCCAAACAAUGAGAUGGGAGAUAUUACAAGAAAUGAGAUAAUUCGGAGUCCUAUUUCUGAGGUUCCAUCAGUGGAAAAAUUGCCUGUAAACACAGGAAAUGAGGGGUUACCUACUUCUAGUUCAUUUAUACUAGAUGAUGAUGUUUUUGCAGAAACUGUAGAAUCAUCUAGUCCCACUGGUGUCUUAGUUAACAGCAAUUUACCUAUUGCUAGUAUUUCAGAUUAUAGGUUACUGUGUGGUAUUAACAAGUGUGUUUGCAAUAAGAUUAGUCUUCUACCUAAUGAUGAGGACAGUUUACCCCCACUUCUGGUUGCAUCUGGAGAAAACGGAUCAGUGCCUGUAGUAGAAGAACAUCCAUCUCAUGAGCAGAUCAUUUUGCUUCUUGAAGGUGAAGGAUCUCCUCCUGUUACAUUUGUCCUAAAUGCUAAUCUACUCGUGAAUGUCAAAUUCAUAUUUUAUUCCUCAGACAAAUACUGGUACUUCUCAACCAAUGGAUUGCAUGGCUUGGGACAGGCAGAAAUUAUUAUUCUAUUGUUAUGUUUGCCAAAUGAGGAUACUAUUCCUAAGGACAUCUUCAGACUAUUUAUCACCAUAUAUAAGGAUGCUCUAAAAGGAAAAUACAUAGAAAACUUGGACAAUAUUACCUUUACUGAGAGUUUUCUCAGUAGCAAGGAUCAUGGAGGAUUUCUGUUUAUUACACCUACUUUUCAGAAAGUUGAUGAUCUCCCGUUACCAAGUAAUCCUUUUCUUUGUGGAAUUCUUAUCCAGAAGCUUGAGAUUCCCUGGGCAAAGGUUUUUCCUAUGCGUUUAAUGUUGAGAUUGGGUGCAGAAUAUAAAGCAUAUCCUGCUCCUCUAACAAGUAUCAGAGACCGAAAACCUCUUUUUGGAGAAAUAGGACACACUAUUAUGAACUUACUUGUGGACCUUCGAAAUUACCAGUAUACUUUGCAUAAUAUAGAUGACCUAUUGAUUCAUAUGGAAAUGGGAAAAAGCAGCAUAAAAAUACCACGAAAAAAGUACAGCGAUGUAAUGAAAGUACUAAAUUCUUCUAAUGAGCAUGUCAUUAGCAUUGGAGCUAGUUUCAGUACAGAAGCAGAUUCUCAUCUAGUCUGUAUACAGAAUGAUGGAAUGUAUCAAACACAGGCCAACAGUGCCACUGGCCAUCCUAGAAAAGUGACAGGUGCAAGUUUUGUGGUAUUCAAUGGAGCUCUGAAAACAUCAUCAGGAUUUCUUGCUAAGUCCAGCAUAGUUGAAGAUGGCUUAAUGGUACAAAUAACUCCAGAGACCAUGAAUGGCUUGCGGCUAGCUUUACGAGAGCAGAAAGACUUUAAAAUUACAUGUGGGAAAGUUGAUGCAGUAGACCUGAGAGAAUACGUGGAUAUUUGCUGGGUAGAUUCCGAAGAAAAAGGAAACAAAGGUGUUAUCAGUUCAGUGGAUGGAAUAUCAUUACAGGGAUUUCCAAGUGAAAAAAUAAAACUGGAAGCAGAUUUUGAAAGUGAUGAGAAGAUUGUAAAAUGUAGUGAGGUGUUCUACUUUCUAAAGGACCAGGAUUUAUCUAUUUUAUCAACUUCUUAUCAGUUUGCAAAAGAAAUAGCCAUGGCUUGUAGUGCUGCGCUGUGCCCUCACCUGAAAACUCUAAAGAGUAAUGGGAUGAAUAAAAUUGGACUCAGAGUUUCCAUUGACACUGAUAUGGUUGAAUUUCAGGCAGGAUCUGAAGGUCAACUUCUGCCUCAGCGUUAUCUAAAUGAUCUUGAUAGUGCUCUGAUACCUGUGAUCCAUGGUGGGACCUCCAACUCUAGUUUACCAUUAGAAAUAGAAUUAGUGUUUUUCAUUAUAGAACAUCUUUUUUAGUGAAAGAUUGAGCCAUAUUAUAUAUUGCAACCUGAUUUGUUAAAACUAACUCCAGCACUAAAGCUGAAAUGCCACAAACACUAAAAGUAUAAAUAUGUCUGAUUUUUGAAACACGUAAGCUUUGCGCUUUAGGCAGGAAUGAGCUUUUCAAAUCAUUAGCACAAUAUUUAAAUAGCUAAAAGUUUAAAAGAUCCAUGAUUUUUGAAGCUUUACAAUUAAUUUAAGUACUAAAAAGACAAGGAUUUCUUUUAAGAAAUUUGUAGCAUUUACUGUGUUAUUUAAAUGCUAAGCCAAAGUAUCUGCACUUAGGUAUACCUCUUUAUGUCAAUGAUGAUUUUAAUGAAGGCUCUCUUCAGAUGUAACCUUAUGAAGGAAAUGUCUGUUUUCUGUAUAUGCCAGUUAGAAUACUGGUUUCUAAAGUCUGUCAAAAUUGUAUUUCAGUGGCACAAAAACCAGUUUUGAAAUCUUAGACUUGUAAUUCUUUGAAUAAAGCUGAUAACUUAUUUGUAUAAUUGGAGUGGAGACCUACCUCCAUAAUUAGAUAAACUCUUUUUAGAUUAAAAAUUUGCCUUUUUUCUUCUCAAAUUAUACAUAUAUAUGUAUUAUAUAUCCAUAUAUAUAUAGUUUUUCCUGAUUAAAUGGAUCUUAAAAUAAUGUGGGUGCUUCAGGAUUUUUUGCUUCUAUAUUUAAGUAUAUUGUUUUUAUAGCAAGAACAUAUUAUUCUGAAUGUGUUUUAUAAAACUUUAAUAACUUGUAUAUAAGCAAUAUUUUUGUAUCAUAGUACAUUAUUUUUUUCCUCCUUUUCUUCCAAAGUAUACCAUUGUAUUUACCACUUAUGAGUGUGACUGUCGACAGGCCAGAUGACCCUUGAAGUAGACAUUAUGUAGCAAUAAAUGAAGCCUGAAACAGGUUUUUUUACUUCCACUUUAAUCCUUAGAUAUUUCUUGGCAACUCCGCAUAUUUUCAUUGACACCAAUGUUAAGUAUAAAUUUAAAUGAACUAAUUACUUUUGCAUAUUUUAAAUUGUUUAUAUGGUAGUUAUUUUUUAUAACAGGAUAUUAACAUAAGUUAAAUUCUAUGUAUUUGAAAUUGUUACAGAGCUUUCCUCUUUACUUCAAACAGCAAAAAAAGGGGAGCAUAUUGUAGUCCUGUCAUUUAAGUUAUAUAAAAAAUUUAAUCAUUAUUUUGAUGCUUUAAACAUUCUUAUGUGUAAUAUAUGUUUUUGUAUCAAAAACACUCAUAUAUUUCAAGAAAAACUAUGCUAAAUAACCCUGUUUUAAGAAAAAUAUUUAUGAAGCAUCUCAACUUGAAGAUCAAGUCAGAGUUAUAACUCAGGAUUUAAGGUCUCAAGCUAGGAGAGACUGAGAAUGUUCAUCAGUUUGGGCAUAUAGUUUGUACUGAAUCACAUCUAUAAUACUAGCCAAAGACAAUUGGGAGGAGGAUAUCAGCCUUCUGAAAGUGGCUAAUUCAUGAACAAUGUAAAGUGUUGCAGAUAUUCAAUAAAAUGGCAACCUGUUAUAAUUUGUGAAAUUUAUUGAAAUGGUGUAAGAUGAAAACCCAAUUUAUGUUUUCUUAAUAUAGUGUACAUAUUGUGCCAUGUAAGUAAUUGCACAGUCUUAAAAUAACCAAAUGGUGCAGGGCUCUUCCAUGAUGGGAUAGCUUUAGAUUUGUUUUCAUAAAAUCUCAACAUUCAAUAAAAUUUGGAAUGAUGUGCCUCAAGUUUGGAGGCACAUUUUGAAGUAUUCUUUGCAGAUGUAUAUAUAGUAUGUUUCUGAAUGUGUUUGUUACUUAUUUGGUCAUUGGUACUUAAUUCGAAAUUUUAGUUUUUUAAGAGUGAAAAAAUAGAAUCGUUCUUUGUACUCAGUCUGCAAUGAUCUAUUUUUGGCUUAUCUUUUAAUACUACUCUCUUUCUCUGAAUUUUGAAAUAUGAAGUAAAAUCUAGCCCAUUUGUUUUA
Messenger RNA from Sapajus apella (tufted capuchin), 6883 nucleotides. It is a transcript of the gene ZFYVE16, whose product is annotated as zinc finger FYVE-type containing 16. The transcript is spliced from 19 exons. Gene Ontology annotation, cellular component: early endosome membrane. The record is from RefSeq and is a predicted model, not a curated record. The coding region runs from base 306 to 4928 and encodes 1540 amino acids. Gene Ontology annotation, biological process: endosomal transport; protein targeting to lysosome. Gene Ontology annotation, molecular function: metal ion binding. Lineage: Eukaryota; Metazoa; Chordata; Mammalia; Primates; Cebidae.